UGCCACAUCAAGCAAAGAGACAAGUUGCCAAGUAGCCAACGAGCAACAUCAGCUUAACAUAUAGCAAAACAAGCAGCCAACUAGUCGAAUACUUAACGUCAACAGCCAUGAAACGGUCCUGCCUGUUGCUCUGCCUGAGUCUGCUGACCUGCAAUGUGGCCAAUGCAUCCUAUCUGCGACCUAUCGAACUUAGCCAGUUGAGUAAGUCAUCCAGCCUGCAACAACAGCAACAACAACAACAUCAAAGAGGAGAGCAACAACUGCGUGGAGAGCUGAACAACGAUGAUGACAAUUUGGAUGAGGCCACCACAAUAUUGCCCAAUUCUAGUGAGGAUUACGAUAGCCGGCCACAAUACACAUUUGCCUAUGAUGUGCGCGAUACUUUGACCGGCGAUGACAAGCGACAGGAGGAGAAGCGUGAUGGGGAUUUGGUAAAGGGACAAUAUUCUCUCAUUGAGCCCGAUGGCACUCGUCGCAUUGUGGACUACACGGCGGAUGAUGCGAGCGGCUUCAAUGCCAUCGUUUCCAAGCAGCGUCUGGAUGAACGCCUCGGGUCCUCACACUCAUCGUCAUCUUCCGCUUCCGCCUCCGCCUCUGCCUCCUCAUCCUCUUCGUCCCGUUACAAUAGCAUUGAGGAGCUCCAAUCGCGUCUGACAGCUCAGGCUAUGGCCGAAGCUCAGGCCAUUGCCGAUGCCCAGCAACAAUCGCAUUUGCAGCUGGAGGCAGAAGCUCGUCGUGAGUCCGAGAACCAGGCACGUCUGCAGGCCCAACAGCUGAUGGAGCAGUUCCAGCAGCAGGUGCAGCAGACGGCCCAACUGCGUCAACAGCAGGAGCAAUUGCGCGAAUUGCAGCGUCUGCAGGAGCAGCGGGAUCGUGACCAGGAGCGUCGCCAGCAACAGCAGCGGGAUCAGCAAAGGGAGCAGGAACGUCGCCUCAGUCAGAGUCAUAGCCAAGGUCAGCGCCUGCUCGAGCGUUUGAACAAUCAACAACGGACGCUGCUUCUGCCCAGCUCCUCCCAGUUGCUUGACCAGAGUCUUCAGGCCAGCGUUGUCUCGCAUCCGCCCACUUUGACCACCUCAUUGUUGACCCGGCAACGUGAUCUGGAUGCCUGGCGGCAACUGCCCAACGCUCGCCUGACCAUUGAACGCACCAAUCAGCCUUUGAUUCUAACUCAACCUUCAAGUGCUUCUCUGCAGGCUCAGCUCAUUAGCUCGCCUCUGAUCCUGGAGUCGGGUAAUCUCAAUGGCUUGAUCUCUACUCGCCUCAACGGCCAUGCCGCUCGAGCUGGUGCCGCCAUCAGCUGGAGUCAAGGAAGUCGUCUGCUGGAUAACGAUCUCUGGCAGCUGGACAGGCUCGGGGACAAUGAUCAGCGGCGUGAGAGCGACGAACUACGCUCCAGCUCCGGUUCCAGUUCCAGCUCCAGCUCGGAGCGUAAUGGCAAUCAUCGCGCUCAAUGGUAAAAACCAACGCAAGAACUUCAAUUGAACUCACGAAUAAAUGAAAUCACGAUUA
Messenger RNA from Drosophila innubila, 1512 nucleotides. RefSeq names its product probable serine/threonine-protein kinase fhkB. The transcript has 2 exons. The record is from RefSeq and is a predicted model, not a curated record. Lineage: Eukaryota; Metazoa; Arthropoda; Insecta; Diptera; Drosophilidae. Bases 108 to 1460 code for a protein of 450 amino acids. Gene Ontology annotation, cellular component: extracellular matrix.